Messenger RNA from Colletotrichum tamarilloi, 1131 nucleotides. RefSeq names its product MOSC domain-containing protein. Gene Ontology annotation, molecular function: catalytic activity; pyridoxal phosphate binding; molybdenum ion binding. The transcript has a single exon. The coding region runs from base 1 to 1131 and encodes 376 amino acids. NCBI's taxonomy places the organism in Eukaryota, Fungi, Ascomycota, Sordariomycetes, Glomerellales, Glomerellaceae. The record is from RefSeq and is a predicted model, not a curated record.
AUGAAGAUCAAAGCACUCAACGUCUACCCCAUUAAGGCUCUCCGCCCAAUCCACCUUACCGAGGCAACCCUCACCCCGCAAGGCAUCCUCCACGACAGGACCUACAUGCUGUUCAAAGUCAAUCCGGACUCGACCCUCCGCAAGAUGCAACUCUCCACCUUCCCCCAAUGCGCUCUUCUCUCCCAGGAGAUCGUCGGCUCUCCCGACGAGGACGGCGGCGAAGAGAUUCUCGUAAAGUACAACGUUCCAACCCCGCCUCUUAUCGACCACCACCUCCUCCAGGAUACGACGCUUUCGGUGCCUCUCGUCCCGGAUACAUCGUCUCUGGAACCCAUUUCAGUCGACCUUCACGGAAGUCCCGCCGAGGCACUCCGCAUGGGGGAGCCAUACGACGCCUUCUUCUCCGCUUGCUUCGGCUUCCCCACCAUCCUAGUCCACAUCGGCUCCGGACGCCGCCGUGUCCUCGGCACCCUCGCCCCAGGGUCAUCCUCCAAGCAGCAGCAACAGCAGCAGUCGUCCUCUCUAUUCUCGUCCAUCACAUCGUAUCUCCCCUCCCUCUCGUCUCUGUCCAAGUCUGAAGAUGAUGAACAAGCCUGGCUCACCUUCACCGACUGCGCCCCUUACCUCAUCACAUCAGAUUCCUCCCUAACUUACCCAUCCCUGACCUCCUUCCAGAACCCGGAUGCCCCAUCCACCAUCAUGCCCAAGAUGCGCCCCAACAUUGUCGUAGAAGAUUCCUCCGAGGCACCCUUCGCCGAGGACUUUUGGGCAGAGCUGUCCCUCCCUGCCUCCUCCAACGCCAAGCUCCUCCUAACGGCCAACUGCGGUCGCUGCACCUCUCUUAACGUCGAUUACGCCCUCGGCCGCGCAGCCCCCGGACCCGAGGGGAAGCUCCUCAACACACUGAUGAAGGACCGCCGCGUCGACCCGGGUCACAAAUACGCACCCGUCUUUGGCCGGUACGCCUUCCUCGAGGUCCCUUCCGUGGGAGACGGGUCCCUGGCCGGGGAUGGAACUGUCCAAAUCCGCGUGGGCGACCAAGUCGUCGUCACCCGGCGCAACGCCGAGAGGACAGUCUUUGACUGGGACAUACCGGCUCCCGCCGCAAAGAAGACCGUUGCCGUUGCAUAA